AUGUCCAUGCAACUCGAUAUUUACGACUUCGGAGGUGACUCACACUCGAUGCUCAUAUCGCCGAAUAUUGGCAGUGCUUGCUCAGAUAUGUCUUCCCUGGCGUAUUUCAUGCACCAUUAUGUCGUCGUCAUACACAAGUCGCCGUGCGGCGGCCACUUGACUUUCUUGCCAGACUUGUAUCGCGAAAAAGGUGCAGAACCAUGUCUGAGCCACGCAGUGCAGAGUGUCGCGUACUUGUCGUUGUUCAACCUCCAUGGUGCCCCGACCCUGUGGUACCAGGCGCGCAGACAGUACAGUCUUGCCUUGGCGGCUCUAGCAGCUGCAAUUGAUACCCCCGAGUCGGCUGCCGGGGACGAGGUCUUUGCUUCUUCGUUGCUUCUUAGCAUGUUUGUUGAUUUAAGUAACGAGAGAACAAGUGACGCAAAUGAGCAUAUCCCUGGCAUGCAUGCCCUGAUGCAAUUGCGCAGUCCGGGAGGUAAAUAUGGUCGGGGAUUGCUUGCAUGGGCCGCUACACAGAUGGUGCAAACAAUCUCAACACAUCAGUAUCAAUAUGCUCUUCUCCCUCCCCUGCUGAAAGAGAUUCAACGGCCAGAUAGUGUAUCCCAAGCUGUGAAGCUGCUCGGUCUCUUAUCACACUUCUGUCAAUCAGUCCAGGAUAUCAAGAAAGCCUUACCAUGGCAACUCGACAAUACCCCUACCGAUGCCCGAACUCCAUUCAACGACCUACUCUGUGAGAUUUCAUGGAAGCUAAAGCACGUAUUCUAUGAGAUCGACAACUGGCACGCAUGUCUCCCCUUUCACUGGAAGCGCCAGCUGCAAAGUAUGAGAAUCGGCAAUGCAUUAGGGGCACAGCGUGGGGGACUAGGACUAUCUGGCCAGGACGCUUGGACGACGUGUUUCCUUGCGCUCAUAACAUCCGCACACCUGGCGUUCUACAUCCAGUGUCUGGAUAGCUCAAAGCUUUUGCACUCACCUAGUGGAGCAGGACCUACAUCUCUGUCACUUUACAACAUUGAGGGGCGGAUCCGUGAGGCAAUCAGGGCUAUCUGCUCGGCUGUUCAGUGUAGCCUGGGAUCGCUGGAUGAGAAUGGUGUAUUUGAACCGUCAUGGGAGGCCAAAGGAGGAAUCGGGCACAACCUGCUUUCGCCCAUGGAGCUGGUUGCGCGGUGUCGGUUCGCCUCUCCAGAUCAGGCGUUGCUUUGUACACAGGCUUUGCAGAUUUUAAGGCGAUAA
Messenger RNA from Aspergillus calidoustus, 1233 nucleotides. Lineage: Eukaryota; Fungi; Ascomycota; Eurotiomycetes; Eurotiales; Aspergillaceae. The record is from the annotation of a GenBank genome assembly.